This is a messenger RNA of Sander lucioperca (pikeperch), 4371 nucleotides long. RefSeq names its product zinc finger protein 70. The record is from RefSeq and is a predicted model, not a curated record. The transcript has 2 exons. The coding region runs from base 497 to 2161 and encodes 554 amino acids. Gene Ontology annotation, molecular function: DNA-binding transcription factor activity; RNA polymerase II cis-regulatory region sequence-specific DNA binding. NCBI's taxonomy places the organism in Eukaryota, Metazoa, Chordata, Actinopteri, Perciformes, Percidae. Gene Ontology annotation, biological process: regulation of transcription by RNA polymerase II.
UUUGUUGACGUCAUUCCUAUGCGACAGGCCUCUCAGUACAAGACACAGUCAGUGCAGUUCUGCAGAAAUAAUCUGAAAUGGGUGAGUCGCUGCUGAGGGCCGUUGUAUCAAAGUGUUUGAACAAUAAUUUACGGGCUUGAAUAACGCCGUUUAAGACCAUCAGCACGUUUCUCCCGCAGAGUCACAGUGGUUGCAAGAGCACGUCUUUUACCGACCGGCGCUGUUAGUUUUAAAGCUGACGUUAGCAGGCUAAUGUUAGCUAGCGGAGCCAGGCCCAGCAUAGAGCCGCAUAUCAGAGUUGACUACAUUGUUUUUGUCAGCCACGCCAGUUAAACAGCUAAUGGGCCAGAUGUAAUUGGUGCCAGUUCACAACACAACUCGCAUAAUUAAUCCAGUUCGUUAGAAGUUUGGACUGUAUUUUAGUCUCAUAGUUAGCAUAGCCUGUAAACGUUAGCUAACGUUAACUGAAUUAAAGCUCGAUAACUGCAUUACAAUCAUGACUUCCAGGAGGACAGGCUAUGCUGGCAGCAUGGAUUCAUCUCCUUCAAAUAGCAGCAACAGCUCAGUCCACAGUGGAAAUCGUAAGCAAAGUAUUAUCAACAUUCCCGAAAGGACCGGGGUAGAGUCCUGUUAUGAUCGGAAAGCGGACAAGGCUGGAUACGGAGCUUCGCAGGGCAGCGUGACCGUAACGUCGCUGAAAUCACGUCUCGCCCCGACCAUUCAAAGUGCCAUGUCCGCUGCAGUUGACACUCUUCUGGGCGAAGUGGUGCUUGUUCUCAAUGAGACUCAACAAGAGUUGCUACAUAAGGAACAAGAGAAUGAAAGACUCAAAGUGCGUCUUGAAGUGUCAGAGCGGGAGCUGAAGACUUUACAGGAGUGUCUGUGUAGUGCUCAGAAGCUCAUAGACCAGCUUCAGAUCUCAUACACGGGCCCUCAGUCAAUUAGUCAGUCCGUUUUUGCCCCAUCGCUGUCUUCCAUGGCUUCAAUGACUUCAGGCUUGGACCGGGACCACCAGAACGCCCGAAAUGUGAAUGGAGCCGGUGUUGACAUGGGUCUCGGUGGCUCUGUGGAUGAUUCGCUUCACGGGUUUGAGCCCAGAGAUGACUACAAAAUGUGCCAGCUUUCAAUCCAACCAGAUGGCUCUGUGACUAACCACGCUCUGGAAUCCUUUGCUUCCAACACAUCUCAUAUGUGCUCAGAUUCCAGCAGACCAGAUGAGAGGCAGUCUCAGGGACCAGGUGGAGAAUCCAGGUUUGAGAUUAAACAAGAGCAGGGACCCUCUUCAGGCUCUGGCCAGCCCAGCAGGAAGGAGCCUGGGUUGCGUGAUGACAACAGAGUCGAUGAUGGUGACCUUGGCUACGUUGAAGUUGGAGGGGAGGGAGGUUCCCAGCGUUCCUUUACUCACCCCAUGCGUCACCAAAGACCUGUGCGAGAAUGCGGUGGUGCAUUGCAACAGGGCGGACUUGAUGGACAGAAACAGUUGGCUAGGACUGCUGUAGGCGGGAGAGUAGACAGUGUUUCACCGGGCAGAGCAGAGGACUCUGCAGGACCUUCAGUCUCUGAUACAGUAGGGGAGCCCUCUGGAGAUCGGCCUCACCACUGCUUGGAGUGUGGAAAGACCUUCCGUCUGAUCUCCAGCUUGAAGAAGCACAUCCGCAUCCACACUGGAGAGAAGCCCUAUCCGUGUGGAGUCUGUGGUCGUCGCUUCCGCGAGUCAGGCGCACUUAAAACCCACCUGCGCAUACACACAGGUGAGAAGCCAUACUCUUGCUCUGAGUGUGGAAACUGCUUCCGCCACCUGGACGGUUUGCGCAAACACAGGCGCACGCACACCGGAGAGAAACCUUACGUGUGUGCCAUCUGUGGGAAGCGCCUAAGCCGCCUGCAGCACCUCAAACACCACCAGCUCAUCCACACCGGAGAGAGGCCGUGCUGCUGCCCCUUCUGCAACCGCAGCUUCAAGGAGCCCGCAGCGCUGCGGAAACACAUCCGCACGCACCGGGAGGAAGGCGGUCACAUGGGGAUUGGUGCCGGUGAUGACACGGACCCAGACGCCAUGGAUGACAUUAACAACCUCCACCCAGCAGCUCCGUCCCCUCAGAUGAGGUUUGGGGAGUGGGGAGCUGAGGAAGAUGACAGCUCGGUUGUGGACUGUGUGUAGGGCAUGAUUAAAGGAGUAACUGUGUGUUGGUAUUUUUACCACAAAACCUACUCCGGGUAAAAAACGGGGAAAAAGUUGUUUGUGUAGUUUAUAAACACGAUGGAUAAGGUCAUCUCUGUUCCGUGCUGUUGAAAUGAAGAGAGGGGCUAUAUAACCCUACCAUUGGAGCUUUGUUUAUAUCAUUCUUUACACUCUUAGAUGUAAAAAUAACGUUUAAAAUGUUCGCUGUACAAGUAUUUUUUCCUGCACAUUCAUCAAGCAGCAGCAAUAGCGUAGAGGUUGUUCUUGGCACAGGGAGUUUGCUAGCUUCCUGGCAAUAAUUUGACAAAAAAAGGGGACAAAAGCUGUUUCCUCACUUUAAAAAUAUAAGUGCCUUGAAAACAGGGUCUGAAAUUAACUUUUUUCCCUUUCCGCCAAAGUGGCGUAUGGCCUGACGAUUUCACAUGCCACUGCCAACAGUUUACCUCUCAUUUGGCCGGUGAUAGUUUCAGACGCUUGAACACUCACUCAACCAUCAACUGAGUCGCUACUGCUGCUGCCGUUCAAGAUAGUUCCCACCUGGAUUUUAGUUGAGACAAACUGUUUAUUGUGACUCUGGCCGAUGGUCUUUUUUAUAUAGUUUUACACAUUAGAGAGAUUGGAUUUGCUGUUGAAUUAUAUUCAGCUACUAAUUAGGCAUGCUUUUGCCAACACACUAAGCUGCUCAAAUAGAUAGAAAUGGAUCUAUAGGGCUGGCUCAUGCUUCAUGUGUGGACAGACUUGCAGGAGUACAGACCAUGUGCAUUGUGUAGUUGGGCAUUAGAAACAACCUAAUAUCACAGUAUUUUUGGUUCAACUUCUUGAUAUUACUUGUAUUGCAGCACUGUUGAGAAUGAUUCAAGUUUUUGAUGGUGCAUAAUAGGGCAGUCAUAAGUCGUAAUUUGGUUUCUUCCCCUAAUCGAUUUUAGUUGGGAAAAAUUUGUGAAAGUAGCUUUUUCAAUAAUUGUCCUGCUCCAAGUGGAUGCACUCGCAUUGAAAAAAAAUCUAGUGUUUAUGCAGGACCAAAGCACAUUUGUGAAUAUUAUUGUAAUGCCACAGAUGUCCUCACUAUUUCUAAGUAAUAAUUAAUGACCACAAAAAUCCCAUGCUAGUGGAGUUGCAGUCUAGCCCAAUGAUGCCACCUGUAAGCUAAAAAGCAUUUACAUUUACACUGUUGUGAGUGUGUGUCUUCAUGAAGCAUGAACCAGUUUCACACUUCAGUCAACAGCGUCAAGCAGAAGCUACCUGUGUCAAGAAUAUCUAAAUUUGAAGCGAUCCAUACUAUUUGUUAAGUCAUUUUAAAGAGGGCACAGUCUGUUGGCAUCAGCAUGCACUCAGAUCAACAGCGUAAACACUUUACUGUUUCUCGAGUCUUGAUUAUCAUCUCUCUCUCUCUUAUGGACCAUAUUUUAGCAUUCCUUUUUUUUGUUUAAGAUGCUGCUACUGUAUGUCUAGAAAGCCUUUUUCUUUUCUGGACUUGUAUUAUUGUAUCCAGACCGUCACUGGCAAUUACUAGCGGACAGAUUUUGGUGCUUGCAUGUGCAUAUCUGCUCCUCCGCUAGCAUUAAUGCCUCCUGGCUGUUUCUGUACAUAUGUAUGUAGUUUUAGCCAUUUUAUCUGGAUUAAUGAGGGUUAACAUUUGUGGAAAAGUUAAUGUGCAACAACAAUUUAAAAAACAAAACAAAAAAACAACAUGCUUUUAAAACAUCAGUAUGCUGACAUGCAAUGUAAUUAUAUAUAAUCUUACUAAAACUCUUCCUGAUGUGACACCACUGAUGCAUCAGGGUUAACAGCAGACCAUUAAUCUUUUCAGCCUUUUACGCUAUACUCUGUAGGUCUCUGGUGUCAUUUACCGUAUACUACUAUAACAAUCUCCAUGUAACUAUUCUAUGUACAUUUACAGGUGUAAGUCAUUUUAAAAAGCACUCAAAAUGUUAAAUAUUUGUUACUGUAUACCCAGAAUACAAUUUGCCAUGGUAGUCUUGAUCCCAGAUAAUCAUAUUUAUUGUUUUUUUUUGUAUUACAUACAGAGGGGGCCUUUGCAUGUAGGUUUAAACUAAAAUGGCAGUGUUACAUGUGAAAAAUUAAAAACUUCUUUUAAGUCACCUGUGUUCAACACAUAUUCCCCCGCAUCACAUUCAUCGUGUUACCAACUGUAAAUGUUACUAUAUUAAAGGGCCUUGUUUGUACUU